GCGACAGUCGCCGACUAUAUAUAUGGCUUUGAGAGGAGUCUCCGCGCGGCUACUGAGCCACAGGCCCGGCCUGCACUUCCCAUGUGUCCCGCGUACGUGGAGCUCGGCGGCAGCACACACCGAGAAGACACAGAGUCGAUCGGCCAAAUCCUCUCGUCCUGGGUUUGACUGGAGGGACCCACUGGUGCUGGAGGAGCAGCUGACCGCCGAUGAGAAACUCAUCAGGGACACCUUCCGCAACUACUGCCAGGAGAGGCUUAUGCCGCGAAUUCUGCUGGCCAAUCGAAAUGAAGUUUUCCACCGGGACAUCGUGCAUGAGAUGGGGGAGCUGGGCGUGCUGGGACCCACCAUCAAAGGGUAUGGCUGUGCUGGAGUGUCAUCAGUGGCCUAUGGUCUCCUGACCCGAGAGCUGGAGAGGGUGGACAGUGGCUACAGGUCAAUGAUGAGUGUUCAGUCCUCCCUCGUCAUGCACCCCAUCUACACCUAUGGGAGCGAGGAGCAGCGACAGAAGUAUCUGCCCCGGCUGGCCAAGGGUGAACUUCUGGGCUGCUUUGGGCUUACAGAGCCCAACCAUGGGAGUGACCCAGGUAGCAUGGAGACCAGAGCUCGCCACAAUCCAUCAAACCAGAGCUACACUCUCAAUGGGACCAAGACCUGGAUCACCAACUCGCCCGUGGCUGACCUGUUCGUAGUGUGGGCUCGGUGUGAGGAUAACUGUAUACGGGGCUUUCUGCUGGAGAAGGGAAUGCGGGGCCUCUCAGCCCCUAAUGAGGGAAAGUUCUCCUUGCGUGCCUCAUCUACUGGUAUGAUCAUCAUGGACAAUGUGGAGGUGCCCGAGGAGAACGUGCUCCCUAAUGUGUCCAGCCUGGCGGGUCCUUUUGGCUGCCUUAACACUGCCCGAUAUGGCAUCACGUGGGGUGUGUUGGGAGCUGCUGAGUUCUGUUUGCACACAGCCCGGCAAUACGCCCUGGACAGGAUUCAGUUUGGUGUCCCCUUGGCCAGGAACCAGCUAGUUCAGAAGAAGCUGGCGGACAUGCUCACCGAGAUCACACUGGGCCUCCAUGCAUGUUUGCAGCUUGGCCGUUUAAAGGAUCAGGACAAGGCUACCCCAGAAAUGGUCUCCCUGCUGAAGAGAAACAACUGUGGGAAAGCCCUGGACAUUGCCCGCCAGGCCCGAGACAUCCUAGGAGGAAAUGGGAUUUCUGAUGAAUACCAUGUGAUCCGGCAUGCUAUGAAUCUGGAGGCAGUGAACACUUACGAGGGUACACAUGACAUUCACGCUCUGAUCCUCGGGAGAGCAAUUACUGGGAUCCAGGCAUUCACAGUUGGCAAGUGAACAACCCACUUCAGCAGAGGGCCCUUCAACAGAGAAAUUGCUUGGCUAGAUCCUGGCAGCACCAUUCAUUGCUCGAGUCUGCUCAAGAAGUGGUGGACGGACCCAGCUUUUAUGGUGGAAAGUGAGACACUGAUGUGAGACUAUGGAUAUUUCUUUCUGGAAGAUGUUCAGAUAUGCUCUAUAGAAAGAAGAUGCAAUUCUCUGUAGGCCCUCGGCCCUUUUAAAAUGGAUCAGACUCCCAUCUACCUUGUUUUAAGCUUCUUCCAACUGAGGAGGAGCGAGAUACAACGGGGAAAGACACAGAAGCCAGGGAGUGAAGUGGAGCAGACCUUGUGAGAAGGUGCUCUGGAGUUUAUAGUGUGCCUUCCUGCCCGCCUCCAUCCCGGGGCCGUACCUUCUGUGUGCAACACUGAGCAGAUAAAAGAGGAAAACAAAGA
Molecule: messenger RNA, 1773 nt
Organism: Peromyscus leucopus (white-footed mouse)
Lineage: Eukaryota; Metazoa; Chordata; Mammalia; Rodentia; Cricetidae
Gene: Gcdh
Product: glutaryl-CoA dehydrogenase
Biological process (GO): fatty-acyl-CoA biosynthetic process; fatty acid beta-oxidation using acyl-CoA dehydrogenase
Cellular component (GO): mitochondrial inner membrane
Molecular function (GO): glutaryl-CoA dehydrogenase activity; fatty-acyl-CoA binding; flavin adenine dinucleotide binding
Source: RefSeq, a predicted model, not a curated record